Messenger RNA from Cololabis saira (Pacific saury), 2269 nucleotides. It is a transcript of the gene c1galt1la, whose product is annotated as core 1 synthase, glycoprotein-N-acetylgalactosamine 3-beta-galactosyltransferase 1, like a. The record is from RefSeq and is a predicted model, not a curated record. Gene Ontology annotation, cellular component: membrane. Lineage: Eukaryota; Metazoa; Chordata; Actinopteri; Beloniformes; Belonidae. The transcript has 4 exons. Bases 290 to 1546 code for a protein of 418 amino acids. Gene Ontology annotation, molecular function: N-acetylgalactosaminide beta-1,3-galactosyltransferase activity.
UCAGUCCAUCAUGCCGAAGAAUGCGAAGGUUAUUAUUGCUUCGGUUUUUUCUUUGUGAUCAUCUUUUUCGCCACGAACAAUAGAGCGUUUCAACCAAUAGCAAUCCAGUACAAGAGCGUAAGUGAUUAAUGUCCGACAGAGCAGGCUUGUCACGAUCUCAGAAAGGAAAGAGAGAAAAGCUGCAGGGGGAGGCAAGCUUUCAUUCAUGGUGUCCACAAAUGACUUGUACCACAGCAAAGCAUAUCCACCUGAAUGCAGUGUGCCGUGGCUCCAUGUAGACGUUCUGUAAAUGGGACAUCACAGUGGUGGAGAAACCGUCGCCAUGAUGGGCCCCAGUUCAUGGUGGGCCUUUUCCCUAGGCUUCCUGCUGGGGACCUGCAGCAUGUACUUCUUCCUGCACCAGGUGUGGUUUGAGCGAAGCUACCCUGUGUUGUCGGAAGCUCAGGAGAGAACCACAGUAGUAGGAGAGACACCAACCAGCUGGAGGAAAGAGGGGGCUUCGCUCAUCAAUGUGCUCCACCCUCACCAUGCAGAUGAAGACAGCCGGAUGGCAGAUGUGUUGUACCAGAAGGUGCGUGUUCUUUGCUGGGUGAUGACGGGGCCCUAUAACCUGCAGAGCAGGGCCCGCCACGUACGGGCCACCUGGAGUCGGCACUGCAACAUAGUGGUGUUCAUGAGCUCCGUGGAGAACCCCGACUUUCCCACUGUGGGUCUGGGCACUAAGGAGGGCCGUGACCAACUCUACUGGAAAACCAUCCGAGCCUUCCAUUACGUCUACGAACACCACGUAAAUGACGCAGACUGGUUUUUGAAAGCAGAUGAUGACACUUAUGUGGUGGUGGACAACCUGCGCUGGAUUCUGUCCAACCACACCCCUGAGGAACCCAUUUAUUUUGGUAAGCGCUUUAAGCCUUACACCAAACAAGGCUACAUGAGUGGGGGCGCGGGCUACGUGCUCAGUAAGGAGGCCCUCAAGAGGUUUGUGGAAGGUUUUCGGACGAAGGCGUGCACACACACUACGCCGGUCGAGGACUUGGCGUUGGGGCAGUGCUUAGAGAAGAUGGGUGUUCUGGCUGGGGACUCCAGAGACAGUUUGCACCGAGAAACCUUUCACCCAUUUGUGCCGGAGCACCAUCUAACGAGCAAGUUUUCUAAGAGCUUCUGGUACUGGAGCUAUUGCUACUACCCAAUUGUUGAGGGUCCACAGUGCUGCUCAGACCUGGCUGUGUCAUUCCACUACGUGGACGCAGAGCUGAUGUACACGCUGGAGUACUACACCUACCACCUGAGAGCCUUUGGCUACGUGCCCCGCUAUCGACCCUCCGCGCACCGCAGCCUUAAGCCCGGCCCACAGACAGCCGUCACUUUGGGAUUUAAAGCAGUUCACGGGGUCACGGAGAGACAUAGGCACACAACUUCUGCCUUUUCAUUUAGCAGGAACCAAACCAAACCGGAGACGCAGUCGGAAAGGAGGAAAACAGAUGAUCUAAUUUUAAAUCUCACUGAGAACAGGACUGCAGCCAGCACACCAGAUAAUCAUGGCUGAGUUGCUGCGCCGUUAUUCAGCUGGGGAUGAAGCACUGAUCUACAUUAGAAUCAACAGUAUCACUCGUGAAGCCCUCGACGGGGUGGCAGGAGCUGCUCCGGUGCACGAAUGACCCAGAGAAGUCUGUUACCUUUUUUAGUUUAUUGACCAACUGACAAAGCCUUUUUGACGUGGCCCGUGUAUAUCCUGCUCACUAUUCCACUCUAAGUCCUCCCAGUGGGAGUGGAUUCAACAUGAAUAUGGCUCAGUGGUAGCUACGUAUUGCUUAGGUAACUCUUACCCAACAUGAACACUUGUGUUUUGCUUGAAUAUAUUUUACUACGUUUGGUUCCGAUACAUCCACAGUGUUCUUGGACUUUUCUAGAAAGACUUUUACCCUUUAAAUAGUCUUGUUUUUUGGUCCAUUGAAUGGAGUACGGCAGCCAGCAACUGUGAAAUAUUUAUUCUUUUUGUGGCCAUUUUUGUGACAUUUGAUUUUAAUUAUUAUAUUUAUUUUUUCGGUUAGUUUUUGAGAAAAUAUGCCUAAAACAUUUAAAAUUAACAUAAUCUUCUUAAGUCUGAGUGUCCUUUGAUUUUUCUUUCUUUUGCAACUCAAGGAUUCUUUCAAGCUGUAAAUCCAGAGCCGGGAGUGAUGUGACAUCUGUUUCAGGAAUUAAAGUGAAAAUUCCUCUCACUGUUUUUUUCUUUUCUUUCAUUUCUUAAUACAUUUUGCUGGUAUGAGAU